Malaya genurostris is the source of this 670-nucleotide messenger RNA. Its product is annotated as U3 small nucleolar ribonucleoprotein protein IMP3. Gene Ontology annotation, molecular function: snoRNA binding; structural constituent of ribosome; rRNA binding. The coding region runs from base 87 to 632 and encodes 181 amino acids. The transcript is spliced from 2 exons. Gene Ontology annotation, cellular component: small-subunit processome; small ribosomal subunit; Mpp10 complex. The record is from RefSeq and is a predicted model, not a curated record. NCBI's taxonomy places the organism in Eukaryota, Metazoa, Arthropoda, Insecta, Diptera, Culicidae. Gene Ontology annotation, biological process: rRNA processing.
AAUCCGCAAGCAUUGCUUGGUUUGUAUUUAUUUUUUGUGUCCAUCCCGCACGCGGUGCAGCUUAACAUUUCCAACAACGCUACAAUAUGGUACGCAAGCUAAAAUUUCACGAGCAGAAACUGCUUAAAAAAGUAGACUUCUUCAACUGGAAGGAAACAAACAAUCUAAAUGAAGUGAAGGUGAUGAGAAAGUACAACAUUCAGAAGCGGGAAGAUUACACUAGUUAUAACAAACUUUCCCGCAACAUUCGUGAAUUAGCGGCUAAGAUUGCGGAGCUCGAUGCCAAACUCCCAUUCCGAACGGAAAUGAGUGGUUUGCUGUUAGAGAAGCUAUACGUCAUGGGACUGAUACCUACCAAAUGGGAUCUGGAAAACGCUAGCAAAUUGACUGCGUCAUCUUUCUGCAGACGCAGACUACCGGUAGUUCUACUCAGAAAUAGAAUGUCUGAAAAUAUUAAACAUGCCACACAGAUGAUUGAACAUGGGCACGUACGAGUCGGAGCUGAAGUUGUAAAAGAUCCUGCUUUCCUGGUACCGCGAACGAUGGAGGACUUUGUUACGUGGGUGGAUGGUUCAGCGAUUCGGAAACAUGUACUGGAGUAUAAUGAUAUGAGAGAUGAUUUCGAACUGUAAAUAUGUAAUGAAUAAUAGAUGUGUACUAAAACAAAUUA